Myripristis murdjan (pinecone soldierfish) is the source of this 911-nucleotide messenger RNA. It is a transcript of the gene serp2, whose product is annotated as stress-associated endoplasmic reticulum protein family member 2. The transcript is spliced from 3 exons. Gene Ontology annotation, cellular component: endoplasmic reticulum. The record is from RefSeq and is a predicted model, not a curated record. Gene Ontology annotation, biological process: endoplasmic reticulum unfolded protein response. The coding region runs from base 87 to 284 and encodes 65 amino acids. NCBI's taxonomy places the organism in Eukaryota, Metazoa, Chordata, Actinopteri, Holocentriformes, Holocentridae.
GGGAGUGUGCCGUCGUGCCUGCAGCAUCAGAAAACAACAGGCGAAGUGGCGAUAAUUUACCCCGAAUAUUGUCAUCGUUCCGGAAGAUGGUGGCCAAACAGAGGAUCCGCAUGGCCAACGAGAAACACAGCAAAAACAUCACGCAGAGAGGCAACGUAGCCAAGACGCUGCGACCACAGGAGGAGAAGUAUCCGGUGGGGCCCUGGCUGCUGGCCCUCUUUGUAUUUGUUGUAUGUGGAUCAGCCAUAUUUCAGAUCAUCCAGAGCAUCCGGAUGGGAAUGUGAUCCAGAGGAAGCCUCCAGACUCUCCCUCCCCCCUCACCCCCUCACUGAGCCUGGGUAGCUCACCUCCGCUCACCCCCCCCCGCCCCUCCAGGAGCCCGGAGACUGACAGGAAAGCCUUGGAUCCACCAGACCUCAGAGAGAGGAGCUUCCCGCCCACCGCCGCCACCAGCCCUCCAUCCUGCCAUCCCUCUUCCUCUCCCGCGUCCUGUUCCUCAUCUUCCUCCCCUCGAUCAGCGUUUACAGUAUAGCAAACUGUGGCACUAACAGCUUUUCUAUGGACAGUCUGAAACCACGCCGGCUGGAGAAACUCUGUUUUACCAUUCACUUGGCUCAUAAUCUGUGUGUGUAUGUGUGUGAGUGUGUGCGUGUGUGAGUGACAGCAUCGUGAAGCUGUGAGAGUGUGCGCUGUCAAUGAUGUGAUUCCUGCUGACAAUGUGCCAUACUAGUCUGUUUCGAUAUUUGUCUGUGUUGCGUGACAAGAAUCUUUUUUCAAAUAAAUGUGAAGAGCAGAAAACACUGGAGGAAGAGGCUCUGCUUGGAUCUGAUGUGUGUGUGUGUGUGUGUGUGUGUGUGUGUGUGUGAAAGACAACAGCUGCUCAUCAGGGAGUGUGUCUCCCAUAAUCCACA